Nilaparvata lugens (brown planthopper) is the source of this 2539-nucleotide messenger RNA. Its product is annotated as protein mono-ADP-ribosyltransferase PARP16. The record is from RefSeq and is a predicted model, not a curated record. The coding region runs from base 350 to 1381 and encodes 343 amino acids. Gene Ontology annotation, cellular component: nuclear envelope; membrane; endoplasmic reticulum tubular network. Gene Ontology annotation, biological process: endoplasmic reticulum unfolded protein response. NCBI's taxonomy places the organism in Eukaryota, Metazoa, Arthropoda, Insecta, Hemiptera, Delphacidae. The transcript is spliced from 7 exons. Gene Ontology annotation, molecular function: NAD+ poly-ADP-ribosyltransferase activity; protein serine/threonine kinase activator activity; kinase binding.
UACAGUAUGUUUUUUAUUUUGAAAUUUCUUGUAAAAUGUCUGGAAUUCCAGUUUAAUUUUGUUCAAAUCAAAUUUACUAAUAAAAUUCUAAAUUACGACUCAUUAUGAAUUUGUAAAUUACCAGUUCGGAGCUUUUAGAUUGUUAAAUUUUAUUAAAUUAUCACAAUAGUUCAACUUUUUCAUUAAAAAUGACUGCCGUAAAAAUACUUCACUAGAAGUAUCACAAAAAAUCAAAAAUUUAUUGGAGCUUUUGGAGAGUGAUGUUACUGCCGCUGAUGCUAAGUGGAGUUUGUUCAUUGCAGCAUGUCAGAGCUACAAGUUUGAUUCUUGUCUACGACCAUUCCCACCAAUGUUCAUUAACAAGGAGAAAGACAUGAACUCUCUGGGACUUUACCCAAUGCCAUCAAACCCAAUAAGAAGGAAAGCAGAGGAUGAAACAAAAAUUCUAGUAAGUGAGGCGGAGCUUGACGAGGGAGCGCGGGAUGUGACGACGGCGGAGCGGUGCGACUGUGGGGAUGACCCUAGCCCACCAGAUCGAGUUGAGCUUGAAGUUGUUGAUAGGACACCAUCAUUUUCACUUUUGAAAAAAGUGUUGAGCUCGUCCAAGUCUUCCAUGAUUGCAGAUGUUAUUGACUUGGUGCAUUGGGUGCUAGUGCAAUCAAAAGGACCAACUUUCAAGUCAAUCGCAAAAAAUCAGUUCGAAUCUGUACUAAAUAAAGUGCCAUGUGAUACAGCUGCUAAAAGACCAAAUUGCAUAUAUGAAGUCGUAUAUCCGGAAAAUAUGGGUUCAAGCGUCAAAUGGAGCAAAUUAAAAGAAGAAUAUGGCUCGCUGUAUGCCUACCACGGUAGCAAACUAGAAAACUUCCACUCCAUUAUCAACAAUGGACUCUUGGUAUCAUUGACUAAGACAGCUGUAUUUGGGCUUGGUGUUUAUCUGUCGAGUGAGCUGCUGGUCAGUCUGCCUUACUCUUCGACGGGCUUCGGCUGGGGCAAAAGUGUGAUGGGCGGCGAAUUGAGUGUCGUUGCUCUGUGUGAAGCUAUCAAUCAUCCCAGCGUUCAUUGUCAAACCAAAACCGGUGAUAAGUCAAGAGCAUUCGCCAACGAUAGUAUGGCUGGAGAAGUUCCACAUAAGUAUUAUGUUGUGGCAAACAGUGAUUUGGUUCGGAUCCGCUAUCUGCUCUUCUACACAAGAUCGCUUCCCAAACCAGAACAUUCAGGACAAAUGAAACAAGGCUCUUGGUUUUGGUGGCUUGGACAGCACAAACUUCUCGCCGGCAUUUUUGGCUACGUCAUUCUGCUAGCAUCUCUCGGUCUAUCGAAUAAUCAAAAUGUUAUGCGUUACUACAGAAUGUUUCUCAAUAAAGCUGGACUCUUAUCCUAAAAAGACACAUUAUAAUUAACGUUAUCGAUGUUGCUUUAUAAGUGUGUUCAAAUCUGUGAUAGUGACUUAGUUUUGUAUUACCUAAAUUACUUGGGUUAUUUAUUCGUGUUUAGCUUUUUUAAAUCAAACAUGCUAUUAAUAAAAAUGAAAAGCAAAUCUCUGCAUUAAUUCAUAUUAUAGACAUUCAUAAAAUUUAUUUUUCGCGAAUACUCAAAUAGGCUAUCAAAUUAUUUCUUCAACAGUGGGUUCGGAACUCACCGAAAAGUGGUUCAUUCAUCCCUCAUCAUCAUCCAUCCCAUUACCCAUGUACAAGCCUAGAUCUUAUGUCGGCAUCAACCUCAUAAAGAAUGAAAUGUCUUUUUGGCCAUAAAUAUUAUCCAUUAAUAACACUAUAACUAAUAUUUUGAGUUUAAUAUUUUGAUCCUUUAGUAGGUGUAGUACUUCAGUCAGACUAAGAAAAAUUCAAACGGACGUUUGUGUGCGUUGGGGAGGGAUUUUUUCUCCGUCUAUUGCAGUUUGUGUUUGUCUCAGGCCUAUAUGCAACAUCUCGGUUUAAACGAAGAUAGAUAAAGCAUUUAUUUAAACCCGGAAUAAAACUCUUCAUAAUAAAUGCAACCAAAACAACAUUUAAUUGUGAAUUAACGCUGAACAUAGAUGGUGCUUGUGACCCUUAUUCGUCAGCCGGAGUGACCAAAAGCCGACGCCUACACUAACCUGGCUAGUUCCUAUUCCUGUUAGUCCAAAAUAAUGGGAACAGAAGAGGGUCAAUGGUGUUUCAUUCUCUCAUUUUUGUCCAUCUAUAAAUCAUUACUCCUUUCUACAAUAAUCUGAAUAAUUGUUUAAAACGUGAGACUUAUAUUAAUCCAUUAUUUUGUAACGUAAAUAAUUUAAUUAACAAGUCAGCCUUCAUCAUAUAGAUUUACUGAUUGUUAUAGUUUACUAUUUCUAUGCAAGCUUGAACAUUCCAUGCUACCAAAGCUGUUUCCAAACUUCAAUUAUUGUGAUUACCACCUUUGUACUUGAUUUUGAACCACCCCUGUACCAGUAUUAGGUUAAGCGUAAAUUUGUAAAAUAUGAUUGAUAUUGAUUUGGUGAGAACCAAAGAGUGUCAUGUAUGAAUUUGUAAAUUUAUAAACUAUUAAAGAGGAAUGAAGAAUU